UCACUGUUUGGAGCCGAACCACAGCACGAGGAGGACAUCUGCUGGUCAAACGAACGCUUGUGGAACUUGAAGUCUGCAGGAAGGACAAAGUGUUGUAACUUGGGCAGAAGAGUCCAUAGAGAAGGGAAGUCGCACACCUUCCGAAUCCUGAGAAGGACCCACUCGCUCUGUUUACUAAUGUCCAACUUAUAGGACAACCAGCCGUCUGUGAGAUAUGCUGAGUCUGCUGCUCUAUCUGCUUUGCCUGUGUUUUAUGCUCAGGGACACAUCUGCACUUGCGGAUCUUAGUGACUGUGCAGCUGCAGGGGACAUAUGCCAUGCCAACGCAGAUUGCUUCAAAAAACGUGAUGAUAAGUUUGUAUGCAUGUGCCGAAUGGGGUACAGGGGCUCUGGAGUGCAAUGUCAGGACAUUGAUGAGUGUACAACUGGUCUUCACAGCUGCCAUGAAAAAGCAGUCUGCAGUAACACUCUAGGCAGUUUCACCUGUUCAUGCCAAAAUGGUUAUUUUGGUGAUGGUUUCCAAUGCCAAGAUAUCAAUGAAUGUCAAACUGAUAAUGGUGGAUGCCAUGUUAAUGCGCUUUGCACCAACAGAGAUGGAGGAAGAGACUGCAGUUGCAAGUCUGGUUUCACUGGAAAUGGAUUUCAGUGCGAUGAUGAUAAUGAGUGUGCAAGACCGGGAAUCUGCCACUGGAACGCCACUUGCACCAACAACCCUGGCUCCUACAUGUGCACAUGCAACACUGGCUACAAAGGCAAUGGAAAUUAUCUCUGCCUAGACAUUGAUGAGUGCUCAGAGACUCCUGGUGUGUGCUCUGCUUUCUUUGGGUACAAAGGUUGCAAGAACCAGCCAGGAAGCUACACCUGCCUCUGCAACAGUGGCUACCAAAGCAACGGACAGACAUGUGAGGACAUCAAUGAAUGUGAAAUCAACUUCUGCAGCUCAUUUGCUGAAUGUACAAACUUGCCAGGCUCAUUUCGUUGUACUUGUCCCGAUGGAUUUGUGGGGAAUGGCUUGGCGUGCGUAGACAUUAAUGAGUGUGACAGAAAGAACAACUGUGACCCCAACGCAAUAUGUACCAAUUUGCUAGGAAGCUAUCAAUGCUCUUGCCGUCCAGGGUUCCUAGGCACAGGUUCAAAGUGUACUGACAUUAACGAAUGUGCCAGCAAUAACAUAUGCCCAGCAAACUCUGCAUGUGUCAACACGGCAGGUUCAUUCUUCUGUGACUGUGGUCGAGGCUACAGCUUUAAUCAAACCCAGUGUAUGGAUGUGGAUGAAUGUGCCACAGGACAUUGCAGUGCUUACGCCUCUUGUGAAAACUUACCUGGUUCAUUCAUCUGCGCAUGUGUAGCUGGUUUCGAAGGUAAUGGGUUAAUAUGCGUGGAUGUGGAUGAGUGUGCCACAGAAAAGCGGUGCCAUGUUAAUGCACACUGUAUUAAUGUACCAGGGAAAUACAACUGCAGUUGUAUGGUGGGAUACACAGGGGAUGGUGUGUCGCAGUGCACAGAUGUGGACGAGUGUCUUGUUGAUAAUGGUGGCUGCAGAAACAGAGCAACAUGUCUCAACAGUAAGGGGUCUUUCUCUUGCGUUUGCCCUUCGGGCUUUCAGCUAAUCAAUCGUACCACCUGCCAGGACAUAGAUGAAUGCCAGCUACCUAAAAAGGUUUGUGGCAUCAAUGAGCAGUGCUCAAACAUGGAAGGGUCAUAUUUAUGCGAGUGUAAAACAGGCUUCAGUCGAAUCACUGAUUAUUUAGACUGCUCUGAUAUUGAUGAAUGUGAACAGCAGAAACCUUGUCACCAGAAUGCCACAUGCUUGAAUUUAGCAGGCUCCUUUUCAUGCACCUGCAAUCAUGGCUUCUCAGGAAAUGGCAUUGCAUGUGAGGAUAUAAAUGAAUGUUCAAUUAUGGGUAUGUGCCAUCUACAUGCCAACUGCUACAAUUAUCCUGGUGACUUUGUGUGUAUAUGUCACCAGGGUUUUACAGGAGAUGGUUCUACCUGUACAGACGUGGAUGAAUGUGCCCUUUCAAAUAAUACUUGCCCAGACAUCUCUGUAUGUGUCAAUUCCCCUGGAGCAUAUGUCUGUUCUUGUCUGAAUGGCACAGUAGCAUACAACAACACUUGUGUUCUCCCUAGUCGUGAAUGUGAUCCUGCCUGCCAUCCACACGGACUGUGUCAUCCUUCACCUUCAGAGUAUCAGUGUGUGUGUGAUGUGGGAUUCAAAGGGGAUGGACUCACUUGCUCAGACAUCGAUGAAUGUGAAGAGAAUGUGUGCCCAAAGAAAGAGACACAAUGUGUCAAUAACCCAGGAUCCUUUGAUUGCAUUUGCAAAGUGGGUUACACUCUUAGCAGAACAGAAUGCAUAGAUGUUGAUGAAUGUGAAUCUGGAGUCAAUAACUGCAGCAAGUUUGCACAGUGUGUCAACACAAUUGGCAGUCAUCUGUGUUCCUGUCUCAACGGCUUCACUGGGGAUGGAAAAAACUGCUCUGACAUUAAUGAGUGCCAAUCCCAACAUGGAGGAUGCCACCCAGCUGCCAGAUGCACUAACUCCCCUGGCUCCUACAACUGUACCUGUCCCUUUGGCAUGACCGGAUCUGGGUUUGAUUGCCAAGAUGUGGACGAGUGUAAUGAAAACUCAACUUUACCCCAUAACUGCAGCCUUCUUGCCAUGUGCAACAACACAGAGGGAUCCUACCUUUGCAAGUGCAUGAAAGGAUACCAAGGAAAUGGGUUUACUUGUGAGGAUGUGGAUGAGUGCUUGUCACCCUCAAUCUGUGAGAACAACAUGACCUGCCAAAACUUUCCUGGAACAUAUACAUGCACAUGCACCCUUGGUCUAGUCUAUGGUUUGGGUACCUGUGUGAAUGAGAGGGACUGUAAGAAUGUAACCAAUGCGUGCAACACCCAUGCUGAGUGCAAAAACAUCCGUGGGUCAAACUAUUGCUCCUGCAUUGAAGGGUUUCUUGGGAAUGGUAGAAACUGUCGGGAUGUAGAUGAAUGUGCACAAACAGGAGCUUGCCCACAGUUCUCAAACUGUUUCAAUACAGAAGGGUCCUUUCAUUGUGACUGCUGGGAAGGUUACCAGUACAACGGGACACACUGUGAAGACAUAAAUGAGUGCAGUGUAGGAACCUUCACUUGCCCUGACAACAGCACCUGCCACAAUAAAGACGGAGGGUAUAAUUGUUCAUGUAAUAGUGGUUUCCUUUACUCUAACAACUCUCUGUGUUUGGAUGUUGAUGAAUGUGCCACAGGGAAAGCACAGUGCCCAAAUGCCUCCAACUGCCAAAACACAGCAGGACGGUAUUUCUGUAAAUGUUGGGAUGGGUAUGCAGGCAAUCAGACAGUCUGUGAGGAUGUUGAUGAAUGCCUCAACAAUUUUACAUGUUCAGACCACAGUGUCUGUGUCAACACUGAAGGUUCAUUUCUGUGCCUUUGUGAUCAUGGAUUUUCCUCUAAUGGGACCAGUAGUACCCAAUGUGAGGAUAUAGAUGAGUGCUCACACCCAGAGUUUGGCUCACUCUGCACUAACGGGACAUGCAUUAACACAAUUGGCUCAUUCUACUGUGCUUGUGACAAAGGAUUCUGGAGCAAUGGCACUAGGUGUCUUGACAUAGAUGAGUGUGAAAAGAAUGAAUCCAUAUGUCAACCUCACUCUACAUGUGUCAAUAACCCUGGGUCUUAUGAAUGUAACUGCAACCUGGGUUACGUUCUUAACAGAACCGAGUGUCAAGACAUUGAUGAAUGCCUUGCAAAUAGCAGUCCCUGCACUGCCAACGCUGUAUGUGUAAAUACAGCAGGGUCUUUCCAGUGUCCAUGCGCAACUGGUUUUGAAGCCCAGGGCCGAAGAUGUACAGACAUAGAUGAAUGCCUUUUGAACAGAAUUUGCCGUCCCGAUCAGGUAUGCAUCAAUAAACCCGGAUCAUACCAGUGCUCUUGUCCACCAGGAAAUCAUGAGGAAAAUGGUACCUGCAUCGACAAUAACGAAUGUGCAAAUAACUCUACCUGCCACCCCAUGGCAAGAUGUUGGAACACAGUGGGCUCUUUUACAUGCCAGUGUCGCUUAGGUUACACUGGAAAUGGGACGCACUGUAAAGACAUUGAUGAGUGUUCCAAGUCACCCUUACGUUGUCACAAGUCAAGCCUAUGCAUCAAUACCCCUGGAUCUUAUGUAUGUGUAUGUGCACCAGGUCUUAUUGCACUAGGGUCUCUUUGUGUGGAUCUAGACGAAUGCCAGUCCAAUAGGGGUGGAUGCCAUCCUGCUGCCACAUGCUACAACUCUGCAGGUGGUUUUCAGUGCCAGUGUGGCAAUGGAUGGGAUGCUUCAACCAGAAAUGGGCAUGGAAUGGAUGGAUGCAUAGACCGGAAUGAGUGUGACUCUCCUGAUGUGUGUUAUGGCAACAGAAUAUGCACCAAUUUCAUUGGAUCUUACAGCUGUGCCUGCUCUACCAGAGACACCCACUGCCCACAGCUGCCGCCAAUGGAAAGUGACCUGUAUCCAUUUGGAGAGGAAGCAGGUGAUGCUGGGUUGCCAAAGACAGAGGCAGAUGGAAAUUCUCCAUACAUCGCUCCUCCUGCAGGCUUUCCAUUCAUGGGCAAAAUAUAUGAGCGACUGUUUUUUUCAGAUAACGGCUUGGUGCAGUUCCAGUCGGUCAGUGAGAAUGAGAAACCAUUGCUCCCUGCUCCAUUCGCAGAGGGUUUCAAUGGUAAUGAGGGCCAGCCAAUGCUGGCUGCGUUCUGGGACGAUGCUGACCUUACACUUGGGGAUGGAAAACUGCUAUACCAGGAAUACAGUCUGCUCAAUGUAUCUGACAUCUACGCUGAGGCAAUAUUUCAACGAACAGCACAAGAUGUUAGCAAAUUUGAGACUCAAAGGGGCAAACCCCCCUUUUCCCCCUCCUGGAUACUGAAAAUCACAUGGGAUCAUGUUUUGCCUGUGUCGUAUCAAAAGAUCAACUUCUCUGAGACCAACACCUUCCAGUGCAUUCUGACCACAGAUGGACUACGUUCAUUUGCUCUGCUCCGCUACAGUGACAUGAACUGGGGUCCAGGACAGAGGACCGAUCAUAAUGCUCUUAUAGGCUACACUGAUGGCAAGAGCAACUUUCACAAUGAGAUUCCAAAGCCACCAGACAACCUGUUUGGCCCAGGAGGGCGUUAUCGUCCCCAGACUGCCAUGGGUAACACAGGCAAACUGGGGCAGCUGGUGUAUGACCUCACAGGCUCUUCUGAAGCCAGCUCGGAUCCUCAGAGGCAUUGCCAGGUAUGGGCCUUCAGUGAGCCAGAUCCUAAAGAAUGGGCAUUAGGACUGGCACCAUGUCCCUGCAUUCGUGUUCAAGCGCAGGAGGACCUGGCUUUUAGCCUUGACACUCUCCCAUCAGAACAGAUGGCACAAGUGAGGGAUCUGAGAGCUCUUAGGUGGGGUGGCAGCAGGGGCCGUGUCUUUCAGUCUGUCCUGUAUAAUAAACAAAAAACAGGAAAGAGAUGUGUAUAUGAUCCAGAGGGCCCCCUGCUGGCUGGAUACAGUGAACGGUACUUUACUGAGGACAAGAUGCAACAACAUAUAGACAAGGAUCUUUUACCCUUCCAGUGGUGCUGUGUUCAGUCUUCUCUGUGUGACAUUUACUUGGCAAAGAGACCACUUGACCGGUGCCAAGGGUACAGUUGGAACAGCUCUGACAGCAGUAUACCUGGGAACCGGGGAGCACCAGGCAUUGGCAUGGUAUACGGUAGUCUCCACUUUAUUACCUUUGACGGGAGUGAGUAUACCUUCAAAGGUUUGGGGGAGUACGUUAUAGUCCGUCUCUCCUCCAGCACGGGAUCAAACAUCUUCACCCUGCAUGGACAAACAGAAGUUCUAGUGGUCAACGGGCAGCCCAAACCUGUGCCUGCUCUGGUACGAUUAGCCGCCUUCUAUCAGGGUGCUGGGAAGGUGGAGUGGCGAUGUGCUGAAUCUGGGGAUGGACUUAAUGUCUUGGUUAAUGAUGAGGCCAUUCCUGUGACUGUUGGAGCGAUGCAUGUAAAUGAGCAGGGCUUUGCGGUGCGCUGUACCUCUGUGAGCCGCUGCGCAGUGGUGUACGGCGAGGGCCUGUACGUGCUUGUGUGGAGAGGCAAUGCUGGGAGGCUCAGCGCUCUGGUGGAGGUCCCACAGAGGUUCUAUAACCGUACACUGGGUUUGCUGGGACACUGGAGCUCCAACAGAACCGAUGUUUUCCUGCUCUCCAAUGGCCGUAUGGUGCCUUCUCUAAAUAACAACGUCCCCUCUGAACAGAGUCUGCUUCCCUUCGGACAGUCAUGGGCUGUUCCUGCUCCAGAGAGUCUUCUGUUGUCAGAGCCUCCUAGUGCUCCAUUCAAUCCCAUCAUGACAGAGCAACUGAUGUCCUCAGUGAGCCCAGAUGUGCUGGCCAAACACAGUCAGACCUGCCAGGGCAGCAUGCAGUGUGUGCAUGACAUCCUGGCCACAGGAAACAUUAUCCUCGGCCAGGAUGUUCAGAAAGACCAGCAGCAGUUUCAGAGCCGAACGCAAAUUUACGGAAACCUGCCGCCCAUUGUGACAGAGCCAUUUGUUAUCAGGUGUAAAGUCAACAGUACAGUUAGAGUUCAGUUCAAGGCCCAGGAUCCAAACAGAGACCCAAUCACCUUCUCCAUUGCUUUACCGCGCUUUCCACGCGUCACCAUCGGCAGCGGUGAUGGUAUCUUCACGUGGACCCCUUCUGGUAUUCAGCCAGUCAAUCUGACAGUUCAAGUGAGCGAUCAAACAUCCAGCUCCGUGAUCACCCCUGUUCUGCAGCUCUGUAACUGUAUGAAUGGAGGAAGCUGCCAGUACGACAGCGUGGUUGAGAACCAUCUGCAGGGAAAGUUUCAGAUUGUGGGAUGUCUUUGUCCACUGGGUUUCAGUGGCAAGUACUGUGAUAACAGAGUAGAUGUGUGUAAAGGCAAACCCUGUUUUCCUGGUGUGGAAUGCAUAAGACAGAAAGAAGGAGACCUGUUCACGUGUGGACCGUGCCCUCCUCCGACUGUAUACCAGGGCAAACAAGGAUACAAGUGCUUUGAAAAUGACUUCUGCCUCCCUCCGUUCCCCUUCCCCUGUCAUGAGAUGGCAGACUGCACCAGCACCGGCUACAACUACACAUGUAAAUGUAAGCGUGGCUACAGAGGUGACGGAAAACAGUGUGAAGAUAUUAAUGAGUGUCUGGACCCCUCGGCCUGUCCCAAUGCCAAGUUUGAAUGUGUGAACAUGCCGGGAUCGGUGCGCUGCUCAUGCCGUUAUCAGAAGACCAGAGAUACCGACGGCUGUGGUGACUCUGCUAAUCCUACAGGAUGGAAUAUUUUUAACGUGUCCAUGGGCUGGGGAAAUCAGGCAUCAGCACCGGAACUGAGUAAGCUGGAGGAGAUCCUGUCAAUGGGUUUUCAGAACAAGUUCUACAAUGCCAGUGCUAUAGCUCCCGAUUCAGCAUCAGCAGGCGGGCAGAAUGAGUACAGGAUCAAUGUGUCCAGUGAUACGCCGCACUGGUAUGUCAUGGACUACCUGACCCGAGUCAGUCAGUACUACGGCAUCCGUUCAGCCUCUGUGGACGACCUUGAUGAAUGUACGACAAAAGAGGCUCCAUGUUCAAAAUCAGCCCAGUGUGUCAACACCUAUGGGGGCUACAGGUGUGUGUGCAAUGGCACUGAUCUAAAGGAGGAAUCACAGUCAUGCAUUUUUGACUGGAACAGUGUUAACCGCACAGACCUGACGGUUGCUCAGACUGCGGAGGAUAAGAAGUCAUUCAUUUUGGGGCUGGUCCUGGGCAUUGGUAUCCCCCUCCUGCUGCUGCUGUUGCUGGCGGCGCUUGCCUGCUUCUGCUGCUGCUCACGCAAGAAAACCAUCUCUGGGGAUAUUCCUCAUCUGCUGCCCGAGUACAUUCAGGAGCAGUUCAACCCUCCGUUCAACUUCGACGACCCCUCUCUGCAGUACAUCACCCAUGUUAGUCCGCGUAUCCUUGAUAACCUCACUCCUCACCAGAAGCGCCGUUAUCGAUAACACAGGCCCUGUGUGGUUCAUGCAGCAUCAGUGCAGAUGUACAUUUGUGUUUAAAAAGAAAUCCCAGUAUGAUAUUAUUUAUAUUAAACAGAGACUGCUGACUUUUUUGUCACGUGUGAAAGUGAAAGAACACAUGCAAAACAAACAUGGAGCGAUCUGUGAGCAACAAGCUCUGCUGAAUUAUUAACUCUUGUGAAGAAAAUAAUGUAUAUAUGCAGUGUUCUCAUCAAAUUUCAACAAGAUUAUCAGUUGACAUGCAUUAGUUGCACUUCUGUAGCACUGACCUUAAAAAACAAAGCUACCGUUUAAAGAUGUUUAUGUAAGAGGAGAAACAUCAGUUGAAAUAUGGUUCAAUUUAGGGAAAUUAGGCACAUUUUAGGACCACUCAAAACUUUAAAAGGUCUGGAUGCAUUUUAGUUACAAGAAUUGUGGUAAAAUGUGUAUUAAUGUUAUGAAAUGUCAAAUACAACAAAAAUGGUUCUGUAAUACAUUUUCCCCUUAGUUUGGGGGUGAAAUAUGGCAUUCUGCAUGGAAUUUUUUAUCUCAUCGUCAAAAUUUUCCUGUUGAAAGCAAAGCAACUGAAUGUAUGCAUGUUGUCUAUAAGCACACAUAAGGCACCAUCAAACCCAUUCAAACACUUUGUCUUAAAAUACUUAGCAAUGAUUAUGAUAUUUCUACAUACACUAGUACUCUUUCCUCAAAUAAAAUAAAAUAAAAAUGACUUUUUUAAUAGACUACUGGAUGUUUCCUUUUAAAAACUGAAUGUGUGAGGAAACAUGAUUUUUACAGCAUACUGUGGGGUCUAAAAAUCUGAGACGACUAACUAAUGAAUAUACAUCUAUUUUUCGUGCUUUUCUAUUAAUUAUAUUAGUAGUUUUUAUUACAAAUGUUAUCAGUAGCAUAACGAUUUGAAUAAAAUAUAUUUCACAUAAAUGUCUUAAAAUAAUACUUUCAUUCUGCUAUAACAGGGUUUCCACAAAAAUAUAAC
This is a messenger RNA of Onychostoma macrolepis, 9005 nucleotides long. Its product is annotated as fibrillin-3. Gene Ontology annotation, biological process: cell-matrix adhesion. The transcript is spliced from 26 exons. NCBI's taxonomy places the organism in Eukaryota, Metazoa, Chordata, Actinopteri, Cypriniformes, Cyprinidae. The record is from RefSeq and is a predicted model, not a curated record. Gene Ontology annotation, molecular function: calcium ion binding. The coding region runs from base 215 to 8017 and encodes 2600 amino acids.